UUGCAAAACUUUAAAUAAACUAAAGAUAACCGAAUCAUUACUUAGUUGGGCCCACUGAUUUGCAGUCGCUCAUUUGCUUCAACUGGUUCCAAUAAAUAACAGAUAUCUAAAUGGAACGUUACAAGCUCGGACCCGCAACGAUCGAGUAUGAUCCUAUGUGUGAUAAAGAAAAACCACAGAGAAUUUCAUUUGAAGAUGUUUCGGCAGCUGCUUUUAGGAUUCAAAGUGAGAUAGUGAAAACGCCUUGCGUGAAAUCUCACAUGUCUACGACUUUUGGAAUGGAAAUUUAUCUCAAGAAUGAUUUCCUGCAACAUACUGGCAGUUUCAAAGAGCGUGGUGCACGAAAUGCUCUUCUGCUUUUAAAUAAGGAGACCAAAGCUCGCGGUGUGAUUUCUGCUUCUCUGGGGAAUCACUCGCAGGCGCUGAGUUUCCAUGCCAACAACCUCAACAUCCCUGCAACCGUGGUGAUGCCCAACGUAGCUCCGAUUAUGAAAAUCCAAAAGUGUCGCUCUUAUGGAGCCAAUGUCAUCAUACACGGCCAUGACAUGAAGGAGGCUAAGUACCACGCCAUGAGCCUGGCUAAGGAGCGCGGUCUCACCUACAUAAAUGGUUCGUUUGUCCCCAGUUACGACCACCCUCACAUAAUGUCGGGGCAGGGGACCGUGGGGUUGGAGAUCGUGGAGCAGGUGCCCGACGUGGACGCCGUGCUGGUGCCGGUGGGGGGCGGAGGCCUGCUCGCCGGGGUCGCCACCGCCAUCAAGCAUCUCAAGCCGCAUGUGCUCAUCUAUGGUGUGGAGACAGAGAAGUGCCCGAGCAUGCAGCACGCCAUGAAGCAAGACGAGCCGGUGAGCGUGGAGAUCAGGUCGACGCUCGCUGAUGGUCUGGCCGUGCCCACUGUGGGAUACAAUGCCUUCGUCACCGUCAAGCCCAUCGUCGACAGAAUGAUAACUGUGAACGAAGACUGGAUCGCUCGUGCUAUCCUGCGGCUGAUUGAGCAAGAGAAGUACGUUGUGGAGGGGGGUGGUGCCGUUGGCGUGGCGGCCAUCAUGGCUGGCCUGGUGCCAGAGCUCGCCGGGAAGAAAGUUGUGUGCAUUCUAUCGGGUGGUAACAUAGACACCACGAUACUGGGCCGGUGUCUGGAGCGCGGACUGGCGGCGGAGCAGCGGCUGGUGAAGUUCAAAGUGACGGUGAGCGACCGGCCCGGCGGCAUCGCUGAACUGUGCAAGCUCAUAUCUUCUACCGGCGUCUCCAUCAAGGAUAUCAUACAGGAACGCGCUUGGGUCCACGGUGAUAUAUUCAGUGUUCGGGUCAAGGUAGUGUGCGAGACCCGCGGGCCGGAGCACCUGGAGGAGCUGCGUGCGGUGAUCGCCACCACGUACCGCGAGUGGGACUUCGCCGGCGAGUACGACGCCUACCCGCGCCGCAACAGUACCGACUCACUUGACGACGUGUCUCACUAAAAGACAUACAUACAUGUUACUAGGUUCUGCCCGUGACUUUGCUCGCAUUGACGUGUAUUUUUUGCGAUUUUUUUUUAAGUUAUAGUUUUGAAGGUAUACUUCAAUCAACUAAUUUAACAUAGCUAUAAUAUUGUUCUUGAUUUUUAUUAUUUAUAUUACCUGUCUCGGGAGAUUUAAGAAUUUGUACCUAUUGGAAACGGUUCUUUUUUAACUCAUCUAUGUUUAUCUAAAAUGUAGUUAAUAGUUUCCUAAAUAAACCCUUUAGGAAUCUAAAUAAAUUUUAACUUUUAUAUCUCCCAUUUUGACAUUAAUAAACAUAUAUGUAGGUACCUACCUAUUAAUACUAUGUAGACUAACGACUCUUGCAACUAUUCGAAUUUUAACUUUUCGAGUUUAUAAUUUUAUAGUGAUGUACCUACUAAUAUUAGUGUGUAAGAUUUUUCAAUAAAUAUCUGUGAUAUGUAACAAUUUUCUAAUGAUGUUGAUCAAUAAAAAUAAACUGUGCAUAGAUACUCUCUGUUUGUUCCUACAACUGUUUGUCAAUUUAUAACAAUUUAUAGUUAAUAAGUAAUAAAUAUAUAUAAAAAAA
Molecule: messenger RNA, 2049 nt
Organism: Trichoplusia ni (cabbage looper)
Lineage: Eukaryota; Metazoa; Arthropoda; Insecta; Lepidoptera; Noctuidae
Product: L-threonine ammonia-lyase-like
Exons: 9
Coding region: 111-1460 (449 amino acids)
Biological process (GO): L-serine catabolic process; L-threonine catabolic process
Molecular function (GO): threonine deaminase activity; L-serine ammonia-lyase activity
Source: RefSeq, a predicted model, not a curated record